Messenger RNA from Pygocentrus nattereri (red-bellied piranha), 3889 nucleotides. Its product is annotated as monocarboxylate transporter 7. Gene Ontology annotation, biological process: transmembrane transport; monocarboxylic acid transport. Bases 128 to 1699 code for a protein of 523 amino acids. NCBI's taxonomy places the organism in Eukaryota, Metazoa, Chordata, Actinopteri, Characiformes, Serrasalmidae. The transcript has 6 exons. The record is from RefSeq and is a predicted model, not a curated record. Gene Ontology annotation, molecular function: monocarboxylic acid transmembrane transporter activity.
GCAGCCACAGCUUCAGACACCACAUGUACUCUUGGCAGAAAGCACACUGCAGUGGCAGGCUGCACAUAAAUCACUUUUUUUCCUCCAUAACCUGAAAGAGCAGUUCACAGUUUUGACUUCACUAACCAUGGCAUUGUGGAUCUUCAGAAAAGAUGGUUGUCUGGGACCUAAAGUCUACUCUGAGGUCCCAGAUGGAGGCUGGGGUUGGAUUGUGGCUGUGGCCUUUUUUCUUGUGGAGGUCUUCACCUAUGGGGUCAUCAAAAGCUUUGGCAUUUUCCUAAGGGAUCUUACGUCCGAGUUUAAUGAGAGCAACAGUCGAGUUUCAUGGAUUAUCUCAAUAUGCGUGUUUGUAAUGACUUUCACAGCACCGCUGUCAACUGUGCUGAGUAAUCACUUUGGCUUCCAGCCCGUCGUGAUACUUGGAGGAUUCCUCAUUUCCCUGGGAACAAUUUCCACCGCGUUCACCAGCUACAUCAGUCAGAUUUACAUCACUAUCGGGAUUGUUGCUGGAUUGGGCUACUGCUUAACAUUUCUCCCCACUGUCACAAUCCUGUCCCAGUACUUCAGUAAACGUCGCUCCCUGGUGACUGCUAUGGCCUCCACAGGAGAAUCCUUUGCAAUAUUUGUUUUUGCACCUGCGUUCACAGCACUUAAGACACAAAUUGGUUGGAGACACACAAUGGUGGUGCUUGGGACAUUACAAGGUACAAUUGUUAUCUGUGGACUUCUGCUUCGCCCCUUGAUUAUCAAGCCUAAGACUUCUAAUGAGUCUUUCACCCAACCUCUGAAAUCCACAAAGCAGGAGAUCAUUUACUCUGACCCUGAUUCCGAGCUCCAUGGUUCUUGUAGCUCUGGAGGUGCGCAGUCACUGGAGCAGCCAGAACAGAGCCUUAAAGUGGUGGGACAGCAAAAAGAGGUCGACCCCUUUCAGAUAACUCAAGGCCAACAGGACCAGAGCCAAGAGGAGCCAAGUAGAAGCAAACUCCUGGACCUAACAGUGCUAAAGGAAUGCAGCUUUGUGUGUUAUGCUGCAUUCGGUCUCUUUGCAACACUUGGCUUCUUUGCCCCGCAGCUCUAUGUGGUGGAGCUUAGCGCCAACAGGGAUACUGAAAGGGACAAGGCAGCCUACAUGCUAUCAAUAAUGGCUGUGGCGGAGAUCUUUGGACGUCUCUCUAUUGGCUGGAUUCUAAGCUGGGGCCGCAUGAGGAAGAUAUUUGUCCUGCUUGGAUGUGUGAUGAUGAUGUGUCUGGUCCUUGUGCUUUUUACUGUAGUCAAUGGUUUCUGGGGGCUGGUAGUCUGCUGCGUGCUCUAUGGCUUCUUGUUAGGCAAUAUUGCAUCUACACACAUACCCAUGCUGGCUGAGGAUGAUGUGGUGGGCAUCAAGAGAAUGCCCUUAGCUGUGGGCGUUUAUGUCUGCAUCCAGAGCUUUGCGGGGCUUGCUGGACCACCUUUAGGAGGUGUUUUGGUGGAUAUUACUCAAGAUUACAGCUCGGCCUUCUACUCCUCUGCUGCGGGAAUGGGGUUAGGAGCUCUUUUUCUUGGGCUGGUACGUCCAGCGAAGACAGGUCACCUGUGCACAAAGAAGUGUUUCAGCCCUUGCCAGGACAUCCCUGUAGUUGAGCAUGUGAGUGAGGAUAAAGUUAUGCCAGAGGAAUUCCAAGAGGUGAACAUUCUCUCCAACCCACAAGGUCAGUCUUGAAGAAAGCUGUCUUCUCUGUGGACUUAGUUGGGACUUGGGAACCUAUCAGAUGUGUGAAUGGCCGAUCAUGGAACAGCUUUAAACUGGACAACAGUUUAAGGCAGUGGGUAAACUUCAACAAUAACUUCUUAAACAGCAAUUGCUUCAGAUGAAUAGACAGAAACAGCAAGGUGGGGUUACCUUGUUUUCACACCUGUAAAUUAUACAAAAAAUUGCCUUAAAGAGAGGGGUAAGUUCAAACAACCAUGACAACAGAAGCCUGAGCCUGAGCCUAGACACAUCACACUGACCUCUGUAUUCAUCCACAUAAGUUUCUAGUUACAAUUCUGGAUGGACAUGGAAUUAGAACUUUAACCACUCUGGCCUUAACACACAAUUGAUGGCUCGAAUCAGCUCAAAAUCUCCUGUGCACUAAAAUCAGAACUUUCUAAUGACAUAAAUUUGAUCAGUUAAAGCUCUGAAGUAUCACUGCAGGUUUCCUGCUCUUCCACAUAUCUGAUCCAUGUCAUCAAACUCUCCAGGAGUUGAAUCAAGUGUGUUAGUGCAAGGAGAAUACCUUUUCAUAGGUUUCUAAUAGGAUGAGUAUUGAAAGACUGAAGUAAAUCUAUCCAAAUGUUAAAUGGAUUAUCAUUUUCUAAUUUAAAAGGAACCUUUUUUUUUUUUUUUUAAACUAACAGUUUUUGUCACUUCAAGGCGAAAUCUCCAGAGGUAAGACACAGUGCAAAAAUAUGUUCCAGACUUCUGUAGGGGAAUAAAUCGCAGCAAAAUUGUUUUCUAAAAUUUGAACAUGCUUUAAUGAAGCAAUGCAGCAUACUCUAACAGUUUUGCUAUUAUUUGCACGCUAUGGUGAAGUCUGAAUAGGGGCAAAGGCCAAUUUUUAUCAGCAAAAUAGGAUUUGUAAAUGUGCAAAAUGUUAGUAAAUCUGCCCCAUAAUGUUUGUUACACCUGAGAGUAUUAUGUUUCCAUGUUGUUUACAGGCAUAGGAGCUAAAACCAUCAAAGCCAGAAUACAAAAUAUUAAAUUAACAGACAAGUCACUGUGGUGACUGCUUCAUAAGCAUUUCACUUGAUUAAAAACAAUUUCUGAAACUCUGAAAACUAGGAAAAUUGGCUUUUAUCAGGAAUGUCAGAUAAAUUUCUGGAACUUUUACUACAGCAACAGGAACCUGCUGUGAUACAAUAAAGACUUUCUGAAAUUACACAACCAAUCACUUUUUGAGUAGCAACUUAAUUUUAUAUAAGCUCAGCUGUGAAUGAGCAAAAUUAAGUAUGUUAAACAUGAGGCUUUUUACACCUUGCAUUAACAUGCAUUCGAUAUCUGGAUCGAACUUUGGCCAGAUUCCAUUUAAAUUCUCACUAAAAUGCAUCCCAGUUGCGAUCAGAUGAGAUCUGACUGUACUUUUCUUUCAUAAAAAGCACAUCAACAUGUGUCACUACCAUUUUACUUCUGUUUACUCCCCCCCCCCGUUUAUUUUCUUAGUUGCUAGUCAGCGCUCAGCAGAUGCAUUUCUACUCAUAAUUGUGAACAGAUAAUGAAAAUGCUUUCCAUUUACACAUCUAUUAAAUGCUGUCACAAUCUGUCUCUGACCACCUCCAACUGUGGUUUGAGUGACCAGAUCGUAAUCCAGUUACAAAGCGUCCUAGGUGUGAAGUGAAACCGAAUGGGAUUUGAUCAUUAAAAAUGCAUGUUGAUGCAAGGCCUAAUAGGUAGCUCACAGUGAUCAUUAACAUUAAUACGUCUUGAGGAGUUUGAGGAGUUAAAAUCCAAGAUCUUUAUUAUUUCACACCAAUUAGGGCAUAACUGGGCAUUGGGCGCACAAAUCGGGGAGCAAAUAAACAAGAAAACACACAAGAUAAGUGACUCUCUCCAUGCGACAAUUAAUGAAUUAAUUAACUAAAUUAAUAAGGUAAUUCAUCAAAUAAGUAUUUAGAAACAGAAGAGAAAGCAGAAGGUGAUCAAGGCUGACAGCUUACACAGAAUAAGAGAUCACCACCAAGCAAAAGCUAAAAAUGGACUAAUGAAUGAUUGUAGAAAUGUGAUACCGUAAGAUACAGUUAUCAUAAAAUAACUUAUUGAAGAUAUUACGUGCAGUAUUAGGCUUCCCUUAAUGACCACUUUGACAUUGCAGUGAAUUGAGAUAAAAGGCAAUAGUACAUUGUACAAAAACACAGAGCACUCUUUUAAUCAUUU